This is a messenger RNA of Rhinocladiella mackenziei CBS 650.93, 453 nucleotides long. RefSeq lists its product as uncharacterized. The transcript has a single exon. NCBI's taxonomy places the organism in Eukaryota, Fungi, Ascomycota, Eurotiomycetes, Chaetothyriales, Herpotrichiellaceae. The coding region runs from base 1 to 453 and encodes 150 amino acids. The record is from RefSeq and is a predicted model, not a curated record.
AUGAUCCCCCUGGCCGCGCUUAUUAUCCUCAUCGUCGUCGUCACAGUCAGCAGCUUAACGUUCCUAAUUGCAAUCUACAGCUCCGUCUCGUCAUGCCUCGAAUCCCCAAAAAUCAAAGCCACGGCCCAGGAAAAAGAAAUGACUCUCCCUUUGACAGAAACCGUCGCGCUACCAGCAACAAUCUCGACGUCCUCGCUUCUUCCUCUUCCAGUCCUCAUCCCGCCAGUCUGCUCAGAAGCACCCGAAGCAGAAUUCCCACCCCCUCUACCAGAUGAAUUAGUCGAUGAUGACGAUGUUGUCGAGGCUGAAAGUCCACCACCUCUCCCUCGUCCCGAUAGGGACAGUAUGCACGAGAUCCUUGAUCUGUAUACGAACGAAGCUCGGAAUCUACCUCCAGGGCCCAAAUCCGCGCCUGCGAGGUUCGUCACUUUUGACCAGGCAGAGUCAAAAUGA